AAACGUUUUUUAUUAAUCAACAUACAGAAGUAACAGAUAUCACGUCGCUAUGUUAAAUUGUCAAAAACUUUUCUUAGGUUAGAAAUAUGCCAACUUUUUACGGGCCGUUCGUUCUAUUUCUAGCCUUUAGCUGCUAAUUAUGUUGAUAAAAAGGUAACAUAAGUUGUCCAUAGAAUGUCCCAAAUAAUAACAAUAAUUGCAACCGCGCAUCUUGUUUACUGUCCUUUCACUAAGGUGGAAGAGAGUUUCAAUUUGCAGGCCAUUCACGACAUUCUCUAUCACAAAUGGAACAUUUCCCAGUACGACCACUUGGAAUUCCCUGGAGUGGUGCCUCGCACCUUUCUGGGGCCCAUCUUCAUCUCGUUCUUUGCCGCACCGUUUGUCUUCAUCCUGAGGCUGUUAAAUUUGAAUAAAUUCUGGGCCCAAUAUAUUGUAAGGACCAUUCUAGCGUUAACUGUGAUUCUGAGCUUGAAGAAGUUGAGCAACACUUUGGAGAAACAAUUUGGAAGCAGGUGGCUUCAGUGGUUCAUUGCCAUCACUGUUACUCAGAGCCAUUUCAUGUUUUAUAUGAGUCGGCCCCUGCCUAACAUCAUGGCCUUGCCCCUAGUACUUCUAGCCUUGGACGGCUGGCUCAGAAAUGAUACCAGAAGUUUUAUAUGGUUUUCUGGCGGUGCCAUUAUAAUUUUCAGAUCAGAGCUGGCUCUCUAUCUGGGCAUUCUCCUUAUUUACGACCUGUAUUGCCAAAGAAUCAGUAUGAAAGGGCUGCUGCAAGUGGCUGUGCCUGCAGGCGGGAGUUGCCUGCUACUCACUAUCAUUGUCGAUUCGAUUUUCUGGAACAGAGCCCUGUGGCCGGAAGGCGAAGUUUUAUGGUACAACACUAUUUUGAAUAGAAGCUCCAAUUGGGGAACUUCUCCAUUUUUGUGGUACUUUUACUCCGCAUUGCCAAGAGGCCUAGCGGCCUCAGUUCUUCUAGUUCCUAUAGGCUGCGUCCUGGACCAAAGAGUGAGGAAACUUGUGGGUUUAUCCCUCUUGUUUGUGUUUUUCUACUCUUUCCUGCCUCACAAAGAACUACGGUUCAUCAUCUACGUGUUUCCUUUUAUGAAUGUUGCAGCUGCUACCACUUGCCACCGAAUGUGGGAAAACCGCAACAAGUCACCCAUCUACCACCUGUUGUCUUUAGGCGCCGCAGGCCACUUGGCUGCAAAUGUUGUAUUUACA
Dendroctonus ponderosae (mountain pine beetle) is the source of this 1218-nucleotide messenger RNA. RefSeq names its product dol-P-Man:Man(7)GlcNAc(2)-PP-Dol alpha-1,6-mannosyltransferase. Lineage: Eukaryota; Metazoa; Arthropoda; Insecta; Coleoptera; Curculionidae. Gene Ontology annotation, molecular function: alpha-1,6-mannosyltransferase activity. The record is from RefSeq and is a predicted model, not a curated record. Gene Ontology annotation, cellular component: endoplasmic reticulum membrane. Gene Ontology annotation, biological process: protein N-linked glycosylation.